AUGUUGUGGGCUCUGGCUCUUGGCCUCCUCUGGGCAUCGACCAUCCUGGCAGCCCCCUUUGAAAACAAACCCAGGCAGAAGGUGCUGCUGAUCUCCUUCGACGGUUUUCGUUGGGACUAUGACCGGUACGUGGACACGCCAAACCUGGACCAAAUGGCCCGGGAUGGAGUCAAAGCCAUGUAUGUCACACCGCCAUACCUGACCAUCACCAGCCCCACGCACUUCACUCUGCUCUCAGGCCGAUACAUCGAGAACCAUGGCGUAAUCCACAACAUGUGGUUCAACACGUCCACCCAGGAGAAGAAACCAUACUACCAGUCCCAGUUCGUCAACGAGUGGUGGGAUAACGGGUCUCUGCCCAUCUGGAUCACAGCACAGAGGCAGGGUCUGAAAGCUGGCUCUCUCCACUUCCCUGGCACCGCCUCCAGUUACCAGGGACAGGUUGCCAUGGUGCGCGAAGUGGAGCCGCUGCUUUACAACUACAAGAAUGAGACGGCCUGGCGCGAGAACACAGACAAGGUGAUGGGCUGGUUCAGAGAUCAGGAUCUGGACUUUGUGUCCAUGUACUUUGGUGAGCCGGACGGAACGGGCCACAGAUACGGGCCUAACAGUCCGCAGAUCCGGGCCAUGGUCCAGCAGGUUGACCGGACAGUGGGCUACAUCCGACAGACGGCCGAACACUAUGGGCUGAAGGACCGGCUCAACAUCAUCAUCACGGCUGACCACGGCAUGAGCAAUGUCUACCGCAACGGCCUGGUGGAGGAGAUUACCCUGUCCAAGAUCCCUGGGUUCUCCUUCAAGGAUGUGUCCUUCCAUCUGGUGGAUUUCGGACCUUCGGGGAUGCUCCUACCCAAACCCGGCCGACUUGACAAGGUCUACAAUGCCCUGAAGGGGGCCCACCCCCACCUCCAUGUCUACAAGAAAGAGGAAAUGCCAGAACGCCUGCACUUCUCCAAAAAUGGCCGCAUCCUUCCCAUCAUCCUCUGGGCUGACCCCGGAUAUGUCAUAAAUGGGUACUUCCCGGUCCAGUUCCACAAGGGCGAGCACGGCUUCGACAACCAGGAGAUGGACAUGAAGCCAUUCUUCAGGGCGGUGGGCCCGGCGUUCCGCCAGAACCUGGAGGUGGGGCCCUUUGAGACCGUGAACAUCUACCCCUUAAUGUGUCACAUCCUGGGGAUCAAGCCGGAGGUCAACGACGGACACCUGAACGCCACACAACACAUGCUGGUGACGAGCAGUGGUACCCAGGAUGUGACUAUAACGUCCAAUGUUGUCAUCGGUUUGGCGGCAGUUGCUGGAUUUCUCGUAGUAGUUUUUAUAGCAAUGACAUCACACUCAAUACUUAAGUACAAACGGAAAAAUAAGAGGUCAGAAAACGAAAAAGAUUCUCCAGAAAAUGAAAAAGACAAAGAGACCUCUUUCUGAUCAUCUGAAAACUGACUGAAAACUUCACACUUCCUCCUGCAAAUGUGUAAAAUAAACCUAAAAUAAACUUGCAGAAUAACU
Messenger RNA from Sphaeramia orbicularis (orbiculate cardinalfish), 1506 nucleotides. Its product is annotated as ectonucleotide pyrophosphatase/phosphodiesterase family member 7-like. The record is from RefSeq and is a predicted model, not a curated record. The transcript is spliced from 6 exons. Lineage: Eukaryota; Metazoa; Chordata; Actinopteri; Kurtiformes; Apogonidae. The coding region runs from base 1 to 1425 and encodes 474 amino acids.